Aureobasidium pullulans EXF-150 is the source of this 1312-nucleotide messenger RNA. RefSeq lists its product as uncharacterized. Gene Ontology annotation, molecular function: transmembrane monodehydroascorbate reductase activity. The transcript has 3 exons. Lineage: Eukaryota; Fungi; Ascomycota; Dothideomycetes; Dothideales; Saccotheciaceae. The record is from RefSeq and is a predicted model, not a curated record. Bases 197 to 919 code for a protein of 240 amino acids.
CAAUCAAGGAUAUCAAGAUCGUGGAAUCGUGAUAGCACGCAAAAAGCUCGUGUUUGGAUAUGUAAGCAGGCGUCUUCCUCUGCAUCCACGACCUUUUCAACUCGCUCUGCUCACAAGACACGACAUACCAUUGUUACUUCCGCCUCCUCCUCGGAACUUUCGGUGUUACACGACGCUAGAGAAGGAAUCGUACAAGAUGUCGGAAUCGGAGGCUCAGAGAAGCGGCAUGGGCGAGCAGGAGCCCUUGCUCGGAAGGGCUGGUGAUGCAUCGCAGCAGGAUGGUCUGCCGCUAUACCACAACCUUGUCAUUGGCACCGGAGUUAUUGCACAAGCUGGAUCCUGGAUCCUCGUCGCCAUCGUUUGGGGCGCAGUCUUUUCCAACCCUGUUAUACUCUUCUCGGCGCAUCCUUUGCUCAACUCCGCCGCAAUCCUACUCUUCACCCAAGGCGUCCUCAUCCUCCAACCCACACACAUUGCUAAGCAGAAGAAGCACGGUACCUGGGCCCACGCCGGACUCAACGAUCUUGCCCUUUCAGCUGGUAUCGCUGGUCUUGUCGUCAUUGAGUACAACAAGAUUGCCCACAAUGGCACACACUUUGUAUCGCCUCACGCCAUUCUGGGUCUGAUCACCUACAUUCUCAUCCUCAUCCAAGGUCUCAUUGGCUUCACACAAUACUUUGUGCCUCAGAUCUAUGGCGGCGAGGAGAAUGCUAAGAAGCUGUACAAGUAUCACCGUGUGAGCGGAUACUUCAUCUUUUUGAUGUUGCUCGCAACUGUCGCCGCUGCCACACAGACAGACUACAACAAGAAUGUGCUGAAGAUCAAGCUCUGGGCUGUGAUUGUCGCGGCCGUCAUCACCUUGAUUGGUGUUUUGCCCAGAGUCAAGAAGCAGAAGUUUGGCUGGUUGGCUGGACAAUAGAGAACAAACGGUAUGCAAGGACGAGCAUGAACAUGUGUGUGGUGAACGGAAGGGUCUUUCGGAAAGCCAAAGAUAGUUUCGGAAUACGAUAUCAGGGGAACAGGUGGAGAAGCACGCACAGAGAAGGGAUAUAAGUGGAGCUUGGGAUGGCCAGGAGAAGGAGAGAAGAAAGAGAAGCAGGCUCUUGUGGAGCUGUGGACGCGUGAGCGUAAAGCACGAUUGCGCAAGGCUGCUUCGGACUUUGAUGCAUAUGCAUAUAUGCGCUGCACACAAAUUGAUGAUGAAAUGUCCGUAUGACCUAUGGUAUGACAGUCUGUUGAGUAGAUUCCAACGAGAAUUGCAAGUCACACAGACGACCGUUGUGAUCAAAAAUAGGACUAAAGCAAUGGGUGC